GGGAUCGGCUCCGGGACCCCCAGCCAGACCGCGGGGAUCGGCGCCGGGACUCCCAGCCCGACCGCGGGGAUCGGCCCCGGCCCUGCCACCGACCCUGGUAGCCUCGGCACGACUCCGGGGGGGAGUUCGGGCCCCGAAAGCCCCAGCCCAGAGGGAGGCAGCUCCGCGAAGCCGGAGGCCAGCACGGUUCCAGUCGUCCAGGGAGACUCAUCCGCUCCCGAAGCCUGUUUGCCCACCUGUAUCUGCAACCUGCAUUCUGCAUCCUGUGACAUAAACUGCUGCUGUGAUACUGACUGUAACCUUGGCUGUGAUCUGGAGGACUCAAGGGCUGCCUUCUCCUUCUGUCUUCCAGGCAGCACCAGAAUUGUGAGUCAAGUGUGCGUGGAGAAGUCUCUUAUUUUCAGAAAUAACACCCCUCAUCACACUGAAAUCAUCACUGACCCCAGCGGAUCUGAGUCUCUGUUCUGUGUGCAGCUAAGUGAUUCAAAGUUGAACUAUUUCCAGCAGCCGCAAAAAGUUAAAAAAUCAGAUUUCUCUGUGUUCUUGGCACAGUAUGGCGGACCAUCAUUCAUUCCACCAUCACAAGACCUGCCAUCUUCCUCUGCGUUUUACCGGGCUGGUGAUCCAAUCCAGACCUUCUUUGCUGCAUCAUCUGUACUGAGCACACUAAGACAGCCAGUGGGAAUGAGUGCCAAUGGAUUUUGUAUUGAUGGGAAUCCUGCUGGUUUCCUAGAGAGUAAAAGCACAAGCUGUACUCGGACCUUCAGCAACCUGAGCAGCAGCUGCACCACUGAUCCUACCCUGGACGCAGCCUCAUAUUACCGUGACUUCACUAUAUUAAAGGUCCCAGUUAAUAUGACCAUUGCCCAGCUCAUACAGGUGAGAAUCACCCCUGUCACACAGCCUGGAGCUCCCCAGAUGGAUGGCAACACCUGUCACAAUGUUGUUGCUGAGGUGAUCUAUGAAAUAGAGUUCAAUGGGACCCAUGGAAUCCAGAAUGUCUCUGUCCAGCUUAAAGUGACCAGUGUCUCUGGGAACUCUCUGCAGCAGCGGUUCACACUUCAGUUCUGGAGCAGGACCCCUUCAUAUACCUUGCCAAGAAGCGGAAACCCUGGCUAUAUCAUUGGGGCACCACUCUUGUCUCUCAAUAGUGGUGCCAGGCAGCAAGUGACUAUCUUACAGAGCCAGGGUGAUGGAAUAUGCUCUCAGACUCUCAGGUACAAGGUACAGUUUGGAAUGAAUUUGAGGACAAGCUGCCAGCUCAGCAUAUCCCAAACAAUGGAGGAUGGAAAUUGUAGCUACUUUCAGGAGAAGCUAUACCAGGCCCUCCAAGGGGUGAGCAGUCCACAGGCUCUGGCCAUAAUUGGCAGUGCUGAGCCAACCCAGACAGAUCAGUGGACCAGCAUCAUUAUCCGGAACUGCAGUAUGCAGGCUGGGAAUUGUGCCUCCUGCUGUAUGGUUCCUGUGUCCCUGAAGAUCCAGGUAUUGUGGGCUGAGGUUGGCCUCCAGUCCAAUCCACAAAGUCAAGUGCUGGGAGCACGGUAUUGGUAUCAGUGUCAGUCUCUGAAGUCCCUCAACAUGAGCAUGGUGCCUUUGACAACCGUUGUUUCCUUCACUGACAUGACAGAAUGGCCAGAGCCUCCACGUAGCCAGCCCGGCACCUACUGGAAACUUCCAUUUGACUUCUUUUUCCCCUUCAAGGUUGCAUCGAAUGGGGGGAUAAGCUGUCAAGGAGACCUGGCUGGUGCUUUCCUGAUGUCUCUCACAUUCUGCAGCAUUCUCAGUUUCUGAAGAGAGUCAAGUCUGGUGCUCUGCUCCUCAUGGCAACAUUUAUGCCCAGGUAGUACCAGAGAACUCUCGCCAUCCUGCUGUAUCCUGGUGUCAUAUCUGGUGCCUGUUCCUCACCUGGGUGAGACAAUAUGAGAGAGACAGUAACCUAAAUGAUUCCUCUUUGUUCUUAUGAACAGCAAAGGUGUUUAUCUGACAGUUAAAAAAAGCAGAUGUUUCAGGAAAUCCUGUUGGUGUAAUGGUACAGUCAGAAUAUGAUGCAGACCAAAGACUCUUCUAUUCUGUUCAGGUUCUCACCCUGUGCCUAUCAUCAUGCUAUCCCUGUUCCUUCCUGUAGUGCAUUGUGACCUUAUUAACAUCUGUCACCUGUGAUUCUUCCAUGUCUGCAACCUCUUUAUGCAGAUUUGUGAAGGUCAACCCAGCGUUGCUCAUGGGGGAUGGGAGGACAGAAGGAGCAGUCUUUGUGUGGAACAAAGAGGAGCGAGGGAAUGAAAAGGAACUUUCUUUAUUCUGUCCCCUACAAGAAGGAAAAGUCCCUUCCAAUCUGAGUGAUAUGGGGAGAAGUGCGGCUUUCAUUUCUAGUUUCCCUCCCUAUUGGCAGGGAGUCUGGAGCUCACUUGUUCAGCUCCCUGUUACAGAAGAGCAUCAUCUUUCCAUGUGGAAUUGUAAUUUGUACAUUUUAAAUCUGAUAUAAUUGAUCCAGCGAUAGUUUCUGUAUGAAACCAUCGGUGCCCUUGUGACUAGCUGUAGAAUGUAUGCCUUUGUUAGGGGACCUGAAUUACUAUUCAGUGAUUGAUACUAUAAUGACCUAUCUGCUAGUCUCCUUUGGCCCAUUUUAAAUAAGCUGGCCUUGUGCAUCUGUGUCAAUCUUUAUCUCUUACUUUUUUAUUAAUCUCUUCAAAUAAAAUUGUCACCUGAACAUGCA
This is a messenger RNA of Gopherus flavomarginatus (Mexican gopher tortoise), 2713 nucleotides long. It is a transcript of the gene TCTN3, whose product is annotated as tectonic family member 3. The transcript is spliced from 14 exons. The annotation marks the transcript as partial. Lineage: Eukaryota; Metazoa; Chordata; Testudines; Testudinidae. Gene Ontology annotation, biological process: smoothened signaling pathway; cilium assembly. The record is from RefSeq and is a predicted model, not a curated record.